AUGGAGUCAAACACGCAAGCAGUCGUCAGUGCAAUAAAACACGCAGUGAAGAAGCUGCUGUGCAACCCGCAUACAAAAGGCAUGGUCAUGAAAAUCAAGCUCUAUGAAAUUCUAUUCGACAUGGCACUGUCGGGUACUGCAAGAAACGAAAGAGAAAUCUUCUACAUGGCCGUAAACACAUUUGGGUCACAAAAAUCGCUAGCUAGGCUUGUUUCAAGCAUAAUGCAUGAAACAGGACUUUCAAAGACAAGCCUCGGCAUCAGAAACACACUUAAAGGAACAUUCAUUGGAAGCAUCGUACUCGUAAAAGCAGAUACAUCCGAUCGUGCAUCCUCUGUAGAAAAACUGUGUUCGCAAGCAUGCAGUCCACAACUUAUUCCAGAUAUGUCGUGUGUCGUAGAUGCAUUUACACUUCAUCCCAUUGUAGUAGUUGUUGAAAAAGACACAAUUCUUCAUAGGAUCGCAGCCGUGCUCUCAACCGAGCCUUAUUUCAAUCAGAUACUGCUUGUGUGCGGAAAGGGAUAUCCUUGCAGAAACACUGUUGCGUUACUAAAUAUGCUUCAGAAGCACUCUACUGCAAUCCUGGGUCUUUUUGACUUCGAUCCAUUUGGAAUUCAUAUAUACAGCGUGUACAAGUACGGAACCAAGAAGUCAUCGAGUCUGCGGAUCAGCUCUAUCCAAAGAAUAGGAAUACAUGCAGAACAUAUCCUAUCCUACAAUAUACAUGCCGCUGACUUUAUGAAUCUUAAUCAGUAUGAUAUUGCGAUGAUCAGUAAACUUGAAAAAAUAGAUGAGCUUGCAUCCGAUGCACUAUUCAUCAAGCAGUUGGGCAAAAAACUCGAGAUGGAAGCAUUCUUCAGCACAUAUACUCACAUCAUAAAAUCAAUCAUUUCACAAAAGCUCAAGGAGAACUUCUUGUGA
Ordospora pajunii is the source of this 921-nucleotide messenger RNA. RefSeq lists its product as uncharacterized. The coding region runs from base 1 to 921 and encodes 306 amino acids. Gene Ontology annotation, biological process: meiotic DNA double-strand break formation; meiotic DNA double-strand break processing; reciprocal meiotic recombination. Gene Ontology annotation, molecular function: DNA topoisomerase type II (double strand cut, ATP-hydrolyzing) activity; ATP binding; DNA binding. The record is from RefSeq and is a predicted model, not a curated record. The transcript has a single exon. Lineage: Eukaryota; Fungi; Microsporidia; Ordosporidae. Gene Ontology annotation, cellular component: nuclear chromosome.